Messenger RNA from Eucalyptus grandis, 1423 nucleotides. RefSeq lists its product as uncharacterized. NCBI's taxonomy places the organism in Eukaryota, Viridiplantae, Streptophyta, Magnoliopsida, Myrtales, Myrtaceae. The record is from RefSeq and is a predicted model, not a curated record. The coding region runs from base 260 to 1075 and encodes 271 amino acids. The transcript has 2 exons.
AAACCAAACAAAAGAGGGUCUUACUGGCAUCCUCUUUGGGCAUGGUUCCUUCUUUGCAAACAGUACCCUUCUUUUCCUCUCCCAUAUAAAAAUAUUCUCCUCCCCGUCCUCCAAUUUGCAAACCCCCCACUUUUAGUUCAGAGAGAAUUCUGCACAUUCCAUCACCACGGUGAGAGGAAAGUCCGUGAUCAAGUCCAGAACACACAGCCUCAAGGGGUCUCCAUCCACGGAAAAACUUCCCUCCCCUUCUCCUCCCCGGAUGACAGCGUUGCCCUCGUCGUCGGGGACGACAUUCACCCCGAGGUCGCUGUAUCCGAUGUCUCCACAGCUGAUUUUUGGGGAGGAGAUAAUCCACUACAGCCACCAGCAGCACGCCCUGUCCAUGAUCAACCUGCCGGACCUCUUCAGGUGCGCCGGGUGCCUAGAGGAUGGCGCGGGCAAGCGGUACACGUGCCAGCAAUGCGACUUCCACCUGCACGAGUUCUGUGCCCUGCCCUAUCCUAAUCAGGUCCUCAAGAACCAUCCAUUCCACUACCAGCACAACUUCUAUUUCCACUCCAAGCCAGCAGCGAAAGGUGGAAUAGCAAAAUCGAGGUGCGAUAUUUGUGGGGAACCCAUGAAGGGCUACGCUUUCCGUUGCGGAGCUUGUAGUUUCUCGAUGCACCCGUGCUGCGAGAUGCUACCGGUGGACAUCGUCAUCUCGAACCAUCCUCACAAGCUGCAGCUUCUGCCACCAGCGGCCUCAUCGAGUGCGGACCUUGGUUUCGUCUGCGGGGAAUGCAAGAAGAGGAGGUCAGGCCGAGUAUACGGGUGCACGGUCUGCGGUUACUACCUCCAUGCAGUUUGCGCUAAGAGCAUCGUCAACGGACUCUACGAUAGUGGCAUCAAAGGAACUGAGAAGCAUACAAGCAAGCUCGGGGCUGCAGCUCGGCUGGCCUCGCGAGUGGUUUCCAACUUUAUUGGAGGGCUAAUGGAGAGCAUCGGUGAAGGGCUUGGGCAAGCAUUGGUUCAGAAUGUCACCAAAGGGAAGGCGCGACAGCCGAAGAAGAAGAAGAAGAAAGAGAGAGAGGGAUAAGAACUGCAAACAUGCGUCGUGGCUUGGCUUUGUCCCAAGUUGCAGGAUUAGUUUCUCAAGAAUGGAUUACCAUUGUUUAAGAAUGGACCAGCUUGAGGAGGCAGGAGUUUCUAGGACGACAAAAGCUACUCUGGAUAGUAAAACGAUUAAUGAUAUGGAUUUUGUUAACAGAAGGAUUGCGACUUAAGCUACUCUGGAUAGUAAAACGAUUAAUGAUAUAGAUUUUGUUAACAGAAGGAUUGCGACUUAAGUAUACUAAACAAGUUUCCCAAAAGCAGCCGUUUACAGGAGCCUUAACACAUUUACGUGUAUGUCCAGCCAACAGAUGAUGAAUGACUGUUCUUUUAA